UGUUUUGAAAUCUCCCCAGAGUCCGAGUGCGGAAGUCAUUGGCUUCAGCGAAAGGUUCACGUUACUUGCAGGAACACUGAAGAAAGGAGGAAACGCAGGUAAUUUAGCGGAUAUCAACACUGAUUUUAUUCAGAGAGGUGUCAUAUAAUCUGCAGACGCUGGUAUCUCAGUAUUCAUCUCCCCUCUGAAGCCUCAGACGAAGUUCGUCGUGGAAUGUGCUGGCAGCAGUGACUGGCUCAGCGGCAGCAGUGCCAACAGCAGUCGUCCCAUGAGUUUUCUUUUGGCCUGAGCUGUCUGCUUUGGGCUCCGGCCUGGUUCGUCUGGAUCUCGCAGUCAUGGAUCACCCCAGAGAGAAGGAGGGCGAGAGGCCAGUGAGGAGCAGUAAAGUGGCCCAGGGACGCAGCGGGCACUCACGGCCCUCCAGCUCCUCCUCCUCCUCUGGGGUCCUUAUGGUUGGACCGAACUUCAGAGUUGGCAAAAAGAUCGGCUGUGGCAACUUUGGAGAGCUGAAGCUUGGAAAGAAUCUCUAUACAAAUGAGUAUGUUGCAAUAAAGUUGGAACCUGUGAAAUCGAGGGCCCCACAGCUACAUUUGGAGUACCGGUUCUACAAAACAUUAGGCAGUUCGGUAGAGGGUCUGCCUCAGGUCUACUAUUUUGGACCCUGUGGGAAAUACAAUGCCAUGGUUCUGGAGUUGCUCGGCCCCAGUCUUGAGGAUCUCUUUGACCUGUGUGACCGAACAUUCUCCCUCAAGACCGUCCUGAUGAUCGCCAUUCAGCUGAUUUCCCGCAUGGAGUAUGUGCAUUCUAAAAACCUCAUCUAUAGGGACGUGAAGCCAGAGAACUUCCUCAUUGGUCGACAAGGAAACAAGAAGGAGCACAUCAUUCACAUCAUAGACUUUGGCCUUGCGAAAGAAUACAUCGACCCAGAAACCAAAAAACACAUUCCUUACCGGGAGCACAAGAGCCUUACCGGCACAGCUCGAUACAUGUCUAUUAAUACACACUUAGGGAAAGAGCAAAGUCGGAGGGAUGACCUCGAGGCUUUGGGUCACAUGUUCAUGUAUUUCCUCCGGGGUAGUCUCCCUUGGCAGGGACUAAAAGCUGACACACUGAAAGAACGUUACCAGAAGAUUGGGGACACAAAGCGUAACACUCCCAUUGAGGUUCUCUGUGAGAAUUUUCCUGAGGAGAUGGCCACUUAUCUACGCUAUGUCCGGCGGUUGGAUUUCUUUGAGAAGCCAGAUUACGAAUACUUGCGGACCUUGUUUACGGAGUUGUUUGAACGAAAAGGAUAUACCUUUGAUUACUCUUACGACUGGGUUGGCAGACAGAUUCCCACACCGGUGGGGUCGGUCCACGUGGACUCAGGGGCAUCUGCCAUCACGCGUGAGAGCCAUGCACACAGAGACAGACCCUCCCAGCACCAGCCCUUAAGGAAUCAGACGGCCAUCUCCGACCACAGAGGAGCUUGGGAAGUACAGCCCAACUGUCAGACAAACUCCUCCUACCUGACCUCGCACCUGGCAGCGGACAGGCACGGAGGCUCAGUGCAGGUGGUGAGCUCAACUAAUGGUGAACUGAAUGCAGAUGACCCACUGGCGGCCCACUCGAACGCACCAAUCACAGCGCAGGCAGAGGUGGAGGUGGUGGAUGAGGCCAACUGCGUGAAAAUGCUCAACCUGUGGUGCUGCUGUUUCUUCAAGAGGAAGAGGAAGAAGAACACUCAACGGCACAAAUGAACCUCCGGCCUCACCGCGCAGUCCGUUCCUUUGAUUGUUUCCAGAGCAUUCAAAUAAAGAAUUUU
Carassius carassius (crucian carp) is the source of this 1804-nucleotide messenger RNA. Its product is annotated as casein kinase I. The transcript is spliced from 14 exons. Gene Ontology annotation, molecular function: protein serine/threonine kinase activity; ATP binding. Gene Ontology annotation, biological process: signal transduction; positive regulation of canonical Wnt signaling pathway; endocytosis. Lineage: Eukaryota; Metazoa; Chordata; Actinopteri; Cypriniformes; Cyprinidae. Gene Ontology annotation, cellular component: plasma membrane; nucleus; cytoplasm. The record is from RefSeq and is a predicted model, not a curated record. Bases 336 to 1739 code for a protein of 467 amino acids.